UCGAGGAGUUCAGAGUGGACGCAGGCAGACCUCACAGCAACAUAGAUGGAAUAGCAAACAUGGAAUAUAACUGGAUACUGUUCUCUGUCUUAUUGCAGUCAACCUUCCAUCCAGGCAGCAGCAGACCCUCCAUCACCCCCUCCGUCUCCCCCCUGGUGGUCCCCCUCAACGCCCCCCUCAGCCUGCGCUGCCAGGGAGGCCCAGGGGUGCGCUGGCAGCGGGAGGACCGGCCCCGGGUGCGGGGCGAGGAGAGGAGCCCGGGGGCCUCGCUGCUCUACAUCCCCAGGGCGCAGCCUCUCCACAUGGGCCGCUACACCUGCACCGAGGACGCCUCCGCGGAGGGCAGCUCCAUCUACGUCUACGUCAAAGAUCCCGACAACGCCUUCAGGAAGUCGAUGGUGUUCAACAUCCUGUCUCGCGAGGGGGACAGCGUGUCCAUCCCGUGUCUGGCCACGGACCCAGGCAUGCUGGACCUGCAACUGGAGACAUGCCCUGGAGGACCCCUUCCCCCGGGCCUGCAGUACGAGGCUGGGCUGGAGAUGGGCAUCGUGAUCCUGGACACCCAGAAGUCCUUCGAGGGAUGCUACGUGUGUUCGGGACGGCUCGGCCACGCCCCUGUGAGGUCACACAACUAUGAUCUCAUCGUGCGGCCAGUCCCAGACACGCCCCCGGUGGUGCAGGUCCCUGGACCCAGGAGAGUGGUGCUGCUCCAGGGGCAGAGGCUGGCUCUGUCCUGCAUCACCACCAACGUCAACGGAGACAUCAAGCUCAAGUGGUCCGCCCCCCCUGGAUCGGGUGCCGUCUGGGCUUCGUAUCCACAGCAACCAUCGGUUGACAACGCGUCUCGCAUCCUGACGGAGCCCAUCACCCAUGUCCGCAGCGCCACGCUGCACAUCCCCGCCGUGAGGACCCGCGACGCCGGACGGUUCCGCUGCGAGGCGCAGAACGAGAGGGGGAGCAGUUCCGAGUCUGUCUGGCUGGAAGUCUACCUGAAAGGUUUCAUCCAGCUGGCUCCCGUGGAGAACAGCACCGUCCGCGUGCGGGCAGGGGAGAGCCUGACCCUGCAGGUGGAGAUGGAGGCCUACCCCCGGCCUCACAUCCUCACCUGGAGCUUCAUGAGCCACAGGCUGAAGAACACCUCGGAGCACGUCAUCACCACGCUCAACCACGCACACAGGUACCAGAGCAAGCUGAGGCUGGUGCGCUUGAAGAUGUCAGAGGGCGGAGUCUACACCUUGUCCGCCUCCAACGGCGACGCCAGUGUCAACCGCUCCUUCACCGUCUACGUGAUCAGUAAGCCGGAGAUCGUGUCUCAUGAGGGACCGGUGGACGGCCAGGUGCGCUGCGUCGCAGAGGGGUUCCCCGCUCCUCAGAUCACAUGGUUCUACUGCGAGCAGCCGUACAUGAGGUGCUCCCACCAGCUCAACGCCACGGAGGAGCAGCAGGACGUCGUCACGGUGACGGUGUUCCGGCCCAUGUUCGGGAAGACGGAGGUGGAGAGCCGUCUGAACGUCAGCCGAGGCAGGUUCAGCACCCUGGAGUGUGUGGCCACCGUGGAGGGGGAGCAAGCAUACACCCUGUUCUCCAUCAGCGAGAGGAUGGUGCCUCACCAUCUCUUUACUCCUCUGCGUGGCUUCGUGUCUGCAGCUGCCAUCCUCUGCCUUGUCCUCAUGAUGCUCAUCUACAAAUACCUGCAGAAACCCAAAUACCAGAUCCAGUGGAAGGUCAUCGAAGGUAUCCAUGGAAACAACUACGUGUACAUUGACCCCACCCAGCUUCCGUAUGACCACCAGUGGGAGUUCCCCAGGGACAAGCUGCGCUUUGGUGACAAGACUCUUGGCUCUGGAGCCUUUGGGAAGGUAGUGGAAGCGACAGCGUACGGACUCUCAAAAGCUGACACUGUGAUGACAGUUGCUGUCAAAAUGCUGAAAGCCAGUGCCCAUGCCACAGAGAAGGAGGCUCUGAUGUCGGAGUUGAAGGUCCUGAGUUACCUAGGAAACCACAUAAACAUUGUUAACUUGCUGGGAGCCUGCACUGUUGGAGGUCCUACUCUGGUCAUCACAGAGUACUGCUGCUUCGGAGAUCUCCUCAACUUCCUGCGCAGGAAGAGAGAGUACUUCCUGUGCUCCAAGCUGGGAGACGACUGCUACUACAGGAACAUCCUCCUUCAGAGAGAGGCUGCUGGAGACGCUAGUAGAAACGGCUACAUGUCUAUGAGGCCUUCUGUCGCUGGCACCAUGCCUUCUGGCUCCUCCUCCGAGAAGAGACGCUCCAUACACGGCUCCUGUGGUGAGGCUGAGGCGUUGAGUGAGAUGCUCCUGGAGGAUGGGCAGUCUCUGGACACAGAGGACCUGCUCAGCUUCUCCUACCAGGUGGCCAAAGGCAUGGACUUCCUGGCCUCCAAGAACUGCAUCCACAGAGACCUGGCUGCCAGGAACAUCCUGCUGACUCAGGGCAGGGUGGCGAAGAUCUGUGACUUCGGCCUGGCCAGAGACAUCACCACCGACUCAAACUAUGUGGUGAAAGGAAACGCUCGCCUCCCUGUCAAGUGGAUGUCCCCGGAAAGUAUCUUUGAGUGUGUGUACACCUUCGAGAGCGAUGUGUGGUCCUACGGAAUCUUGCUCUGGGAAAUCUUCUCUUUAGGAAACAGUCCAUAUCCUGGUAUGCCGGUGGAUUCAAAGUUCUACAAGAUGAUUAAGGAAGGACACAGAAUGGAGGCACCAGAGUUUGCUCCCAGUGAAAUGUACCACAUCAUGAGGUGUUGCUGGGAGGCUGACCCGGUGCAGAGACCUCCCUUUAGGGACGUGGUGGAGAGGAUUGAACAGCAGCUGUCUGAUGCCACCAAACACAUUUAUCUGAACUUCAGCUCCAGGUUCCCAGUGCAUGCUGGGACGGGGCCGAGCACGCCUGAGGACCAGACUACCCAGAAUGCAGCGCUCCAGCGCCUCAACUCAGCGGGCAGCAGCAACGUGUCCUCCCAGCCCCUCCUCUUCCACGACGUGGUGUUCCUGGAGGAGACCGGCCUCAGGGCCCACAGAGUGUAAGGACCCCAACCCUGACCCAGGGCUGCCCCUCAAAGUGCCUGCACCAAGCUGCUCCUGAGCCCCCCUCCCCCCCCACGCUCUGUCCUGACUGGACCUGCAGAGGGACCUGCUCCACAGCCAGCACCCCACCCCAGACUUGGAGGUCUGGCCAGCAAGGACUGGGGCUCCCCUGGAAGACUGUUCUGCCCCUGACCACUAUCUCACUAUCUAUCUCUCCUGUCCAUCCACAAAUGACCCCUUGCCCUCCCACUCUAGCCCCGGCUCCUGCUCCACCCCCCUUGUUUUUAUAUUACUCUGAAGAUAAGUUUUGUUGCAUUUAAAGGAAUCCUUGGGAGAUGGAAAAGUGAUCGUUUUCGUAUUUGAAUAACCCGGAGAUUAUACUGUCAUCUUGCUUGGCUGCUUCAACUGCAUGAACUUUUGUCAGUAUUAUUAUUCCAAACAUUCACUUCCAUGGUUAUAUGAAGAACUUAUCGUGUCUGAUAUUUCACGAGUCAAAUGCUUCAGCUACUGUUGCUGAACCGGGGUCUGCAAUGUAAGGUGUGUCCAGAUGUAUUCAGAUUUCCGGUGUUUCCAACUGUUUGGAUCAGGUAUGAAGGUACUGCAGUGUUAGUGUGUCUGCCUGUGUAUAGACUGUCCUCGGUAAAGCGUUUAACGGUGGUUCCACCGUAUGUAAGAUGUAAGCGGUUGGGA
Osmerus eperlanus (European smelt) is the source of this 3734-nucleotide messenger RNA. RefSeq names its product KIT proto-oncogene, receptor tyrosine kinase a (gene kita). Gene Ontology annotation, cellular component: plasma membrane; signaling receptor complex. NCBI's taxonomy places the organism in Eukaryota, Metazoa, Chordata, Actinopteri, Osmeriformes, Osmeridae. The record is from RefSeq and is a predicted model, not a curated record. Gene Ontology annotation, biological process: protein phosphorylation; positive regulation of receptor signaling pathway via JAK-STAT; positive regulation of MAP kinase activity. Gene Ontology annotation, molecular function: ATP binding; cytokine binding; growth factor binding.